CCUCAAGACCUCCCAUUCUAAACGCUCCUGAGAUUUCACUCUUCUUGGGAUGUAGAAGAGUGCAGUAACCCUGGCCAACUUGAAACAACUGGAUUAACCUAAAAAACAGUCCUCUUGGGGAGCUCAAACUGUGAUUUGAUUUGCUUUGUGAAACACUGGUCUUAGUUUUCAGACUGCAGUGAUGCCUGUCACUGGAACACCUGAUCCAACCAACAAGAGGAAGAAUCCUUCGAAAAUCAUCACAGACUUCUCAAACAUCUCACAACAUGACCAGGAAGAUGAGAAUGCUGAAGCCUCUGAACUGGAUUUGGGAACCAAAAUCAAGACUCCUAAAGAUGUGAUGCUGGAGGAGCUGUCUCUCAUGAAGAACAAAGGCUCCAAAAUGUUCAAGAUGAGACAGCAAAGAGUGGAGAAAUUCAUCGUCAGUGACGAGAACCUGUUGAACCUCAAGAACCUGGUUCCCUCUCUGGGAUGUGAAAUGACUGCUCCACAUGAACAAUCUCCCAACCCAGAGCCACCACGUGAGGAAGUAGAUGUUGCUGCAGAGAAGGAAAAGAGACGACGUGAGUAUGUUAAAACAUAUGUAUCGCCUUGGGAACGAGCUAUGAAAGAUGACCAGGAACUUAAAGAAACCAUGCAACUGAAGAUGCCAGGGCCUCAAAUUUACAAGGAUCUUCCCAAGUACAAGAGCUUCAAUAGAAUGGCUCUUCCUUUUGGAGGAUUUGAGAAGGCCUCUCGUCUUGUGACUUUUGAGCCUCCUGAGAUCAAGAAAACCAACGAGGAGCCGCAGCCAGUGUCUCUAUCACAGUAUAAUAUUUGCUGUAGGCCUUCUUUCAACCGUACUCCAAUCGGCUGGACGUGCAAUGAAGAGCACGGCCACAUCCACAUGGAGAUGGAAAACAUCCCCUUUGAUGGAGAGACUGACGACCUCUAAGAAACUAGCCCACCUGAUGUGAAAAACAGACAUUUAAAUACAAAACAACAUGCAUGCUAAGCCAUAAAUGCCAAGUACACAUGUAUACACACAUAUACAGGCCAGCAAACAGGGACCUUAUGCUCUCACACCCAAAAACUGAUUCAUAUUUCUGCAUGAAAAUGGAAAGAUCUUUGCCUUUCUUCCACUGUUCUGUGUGGGUUUUACAAUGGAAACACAUCACUGCAUGCUGUGAUCUGGUUCUUAUUUUGCCAGAUGCUUAAUUAACUACAGUAAUCUUUAUGGUAAUUAUAUACAUGCACUAAAUAACAGCCUACAGUGAUCUAGCGCUGAAAUAAACAUUUGUCAAUCAA
Molecule: messenger RNA, 1287 nt
Organism: Danio rerio (zebrafish)
Lineage: Eukaryota; Metazoa; Chordata; Actinopteri; Cypriniformes; Danionidae
Source: RefSeq, a predicted model, not a curated record